GAUUUGGUCACUGUAUGGACACUUUUGGAUCCUUCUAUUUGAAUUCGCUAAGAAACCUACAGACUUAACUUUAUAGAUUUCCAGUUUAUUUUUAAUGCUCUCCGUAAUAGCGCGAUUUUGCUAUAAUAAUUUGCCAGGCGCUGUUUUCGCUAAUGAUUGUAUUAGCACAUCAGUAUGAAGUAAGCUACCAAAGUUCAGACUAGAGACGGUUGGAACAGCCGACAUUUUGAUUUCGUCAGACGACUACGGCUCAGCUGAUCGAUGACGCUGCAUACCUACUUUUACUGCUUACAAGUUUAAUAUUGUAAUAUUAAUAAUUUAUAUCUUACAAGUUAAAAAACUUAUUAGAAACUGUGUUUUUUCCCCAAUUGGGGUUCCUUGCUACGGUAGAAUAUCGCCGUGGUUAGAAGGGGACAAGAUCUUACUGGAAGGAGUAAUCUGCCUACUUACGACCAUACCUGCAGAAAUCGAGGACCUGUCCCACCUACCUACAAUCAACAACUGUUGGAGACACCAGAGGCUCUUCUACUACAGGAUAGUAAAGCCUUUUAAAUUGGUUCGCAUUAAAGCCAAACUAUUGUGAGCAUCAAACCCAUGACCUGUUCUGCCUAUUAUAGCUGCUUAUUUUUCUAAAGUGGAAUUGUCUUAUUUGAACACUUCCUAGAUAAAGUGUUACAAGAGCGACUGGUCCAGACGGGUUGCAUGGUAUAGUUUUCUCCAUAGCUCUCGUACACCUUGGAGAAAUCCUUCGGGAAUUGUUUAACCGCUGUUUCCAGUGCGGUCAGUUCCCGAAGGCGUGGAAGGAAGACCGCCUUGUCCUGCUACCGAAAGGCGGGAGGCCACUGGACAGUGCCUCGGCGAUGAGGCCGAUUGUAUUGCUGAAUAUGGUGGGCAAAAGGCGUUUGAACGCGUCAUUGCCUCCCGCCUUGUUCAGCAUUUAGAAGGAGGUCCCGGACCCAGACUGUCAGAUGAUCAGUUCGGGUUUCGGGCCGGUCGGUCGACCGUCGACGCCAUAGGGCGCUUAAGGUCAGUGAUGCUGGAGGCGGAACGCAGAGGGGAGGUGGUGGUGGUGGUGUCCUUGGACAUCGCUAACGCCUUCAACAGCCUCCCUCACAGCGUAAUACGGGAGGCACUCGAUUACUUUGAGGUGCCUGCGUAUCUUGGGAGGCAGUUGAACGCAUACCUCUCCGACAGGGAGAUAGUGUACGAGGAUCGGUCGGGGUCCUUAGUAAGGGUCGAGGUCGAUUGUGGUGUCACACAAGGUUCGGUUCUGGGUCCGAACCUUUGGGACCUUGGCUAUGACUGGGCCCUGUGGAAGGAUUACCUCCUACCCGGAAUGGACUUCGUCUGCUAUGCAGACGAUAAGUAUAUCACAUUCCGGGGAAAGACGUAUAGGGAUGCUGCGCGGCUGGCUGAAGAGGGGAUAAGCCUCGUUCUCAGCCGCAUUGAGCAGCUUGGGCUUCGGGUUCGUAUGGAGAAGACCGAAGCCGUGCUCUUCCACGGGCUAGGGAGGAAAGAGUGCACGUCUCCUUGUCGGAGAGUCGGAGGUCAGGGUGAGUCCGACACUCAAAUGUCUUGGACUCAUCCUGGACGGGAGGUGGACCUUCGGCCCACACUUCCAACAACUGGGACCGAAGGUCGUGAGGGCGGCGUCAGCGCUGGGCCGGCUACUGCCAAACAUAGGGGGGCCCAGUGGAGCCUGCAGGCGGCUGUACUCCGGGGUCUGCCGGAGUAUAGCCUUGUACGGUGGUCCAAUUUGGGCGGACUCCCUCAGCUGCGAAGAGCGCAGCGGGUCAUAUCGGUGAGGGUUAUCAGGGGGUACCGUACGGUCUCCUGGGUGGCAGCCACUGCUCUGGCUGGAGAUCUCCCGUGGGAACUCGUGGCUAUGGUGCCCGCCGAGGUGCGCCUCUUUGUUUCACAGAGGAGGUCACUUUUUGGUGAGUCACCGAAUUGGGAGGAGCUCUCGCGGGUGCGAAAGCUGGGGCAAGAGUGGUUGCUACGAAGGUGGGGUGAGGAUCUGGCGCAGACCCGGUACGGUCAACGUACCGCCGAGGCACUGCGUCCAGUUCUUGCGCCGCAAGAAGAAACCCCUCACCUUCCGCCUUACACAGGUGCUCACCGGCCACGGAUGCUUCGGUAAGUACCUGUGUAAGGUCGCCAGGAGAGAGCCAA
This is a messenger RNA of Aricia agestis (brown argus), 2172 nucleotides long. RefSeq lists its product as uncharacterized. NCBI's taxonomy places the organism in Eukaryota, Metazoa, Arthropoda, Insecta, Lepidoptera, Lycaenidae. The record is from RefSeq and is a predicted model, not a curated record. The transcript has 2 exons. Bases 1034 to 2140 code for a protein of 368 amino acids.